Messenger RNA from Caenorhabditis elegans, 2890 nucleotides. Lineage: Eukaryota; Metazoa; Nematoda; Chromadorea; Rhabditida; Rhabditidae. The record is from the annotation of a RefSeq genome assembly.
AUGAGAGCAUUUUUCCUCUUGUUUUUGAUUCUGAAGCUCAAUUAUGCGACAGAGGACAAUGAUGAAAGUUUGAACGUUACUGCUUAUUUUGAUAAAUUAACGUACCAAAGCAAACGGAAUGCUGAACAUCAAAUGAAAACCAAUGAAGUAAUCGCCCGACACGUGUCUCUUGCUCGAGUAUUUAAUGCUCUCUACCUGCAAAUUCAACUAUCAAAUGGUGCAUUCAACGAAAUAGAUGUAUCAGCUGGUUUAUGGAAUCUUAAAAACUCUUCAACUUUCGACAAGUUAGUUCAUUUGAAAACAUAUGGAUUGGAUGAACAACUGAAUAUACUGAAAGAAUCAUUCGAAAAAGUUGAUUAUCUCACACAACUCCGAGAUCUUGAUGAAAUGGCUGAAAAGUUUACGAUAUUGAAAAAAAUUACACAAGAUGAUCGAGAACUAUUGGAGAUGAAAUAUAGUUCCCCAGAGAUUAUUAGUAAUUGCGAUUAUUUUCAUACAUUUAAUGCCCUGAAAGAGAACCUUGCAAAGAACGUAUUGAAUAAACUGAAUAUUACUGAAAGCAUAAACACAACCGGUAAACCUUGGGCGGAAAUUGAACAACCUGCAGCUGAUCUUGGAAGAGCAAUUCUUGCUGCGAGGGAUGUAUUACCUGGUAUAUACAUAACGGAUUCAUCCAUAACGGAAUCUCGCUUUAAUUCUCUCAACUUUUCUGAAAAACCACUAGGCAAGCUAUUGAAUAGUAUGAAAGCGUCCAAAAAAGUUUUUGAUCAAGCUAGUGACUUCCGCCGACUCUCAACUCUGUUUUCGAAUUUUCAAAACUUAUCGCCGGAACUUCAAUCAUUUUACAACAUAUCUCAGUUGACUGGAAUCGAAAAGAUUCUACGAGAAAUUCAAGCAAUCUUUCAAGAAUUCAAUGAGCAGGCUUCUUCUACUAUUCUGAUUGCACCUCUUUUUAUUUCAAAACAAAAUUCUUCAGACUUCUGGAUUGAUGAAUGGAUAAAGACUGUUUUGAAUGAUGAAACUCAAGAGAUUGAGUUACAAACGAAUCGUUUCAAGGAAUUAUUGCACGAUGCAAGAUUAGACUUGAGUGUGUUCAAAGAUCGAGGAGUAUCUGACAGUCUAGAAAAUGUUCUUGACAUUAUCAGUAGAAUCAAGACUUUUCGAACAUUCUUGAGUGAAUUGAACACAAUAAAAUACAUUGAUUGUUUGAAUAUUUCUUCACUUGAAAUGCCGUACUCUUUUGCUGAAAUUCAGAGUUUAUCGUCAACUAUUGAAAAAAUACCCAAUCCGACUCGAAAGGUUAUGAAGAUUUUAGAAAGUUUUCCAUAUGAUGUCUAUGAGGCAAAAAGAAACAUGUUAACAUACGCUGAAUCUAUUUCAACAAACCCGGGAUCUACCUGGAUGGACCAGCAAACGUUUGCUUAUCUCCCCCAAACGAGAGAAUUGUUCCAAAAUUUAACCGAUUUCUAUGAAUUAUUGGUUCAAAAAGAUACUCAAUUGUUUGCUGAUUUAGCCAACGCCGGAGAGAAAGAGAGCAAAGUUAUAUCAUGGAUUCACAACACAAAUCUCUACGAAAAAUCAUGUGAUUCACUUUUUAAACUUGAUGAUAUUAAUGAUAUUAGUCUGGUUCAAAAACGUGUUUCCCGUUUGGAAUCUGAUAUUCACAUUGCUAGCCUACGACAGAUUCUUGAGCAUGUCCCACGGCUCCGAGCAGGUUUGAGGAACUUACUGAUUACAUCUGAUAGAAAACAUGUAUCAUUUCCAAUGUCUAAGAAAUUCGAAGGAACUCCAGAAAAACUGCUAAACUUUGCAUUUGCUGCAUAUUCUCUGGAAACUAUUAGUAAGAUUUCAAAUAUUAGUGAACACUUGGAAACUGUGAUCAAUAACGGUGAAGCUGUUCUAGGAGCUAUCAAGAAUAUAACUCAUCUGAAAAUUAAACAAGAGAUUGAAGAGACUUGGAGCAAAUAUCCGGAGUUGAAGAAAAGCCUGGAGAAAUUUAGAAGUAAUAAAAUGAAACUGGAUGAUUUUAUGAUAUCUGUCAGAACUGAGAAAAACCUUUCACAAAUUGGAUCAAUUUACAAAGAAGUCUCAAAUAUUCCAUUUUCAAUGCAAUUUGAUUUUAGAAAAAUGAGAGAAUCUUUGAGAUACCUAGAAGUUCCCAUGAAAGACAUGGAAACAUCAUUAGGAGUACUUGAAAGAUUAUUUGGAAUCAACUGGGAUCUUGUUUAUACUAAUUUCGUGAAAACUCCAUCGGAUAUGGUAGACUUGCAAGAAGAGUUCUUGAGAUUUUUGGAAUCGAAAGAAGAAUCAAUUGAUUGGGCUUAUGUUGGUGGUGCAGCAGCAAUCGUGGUCUUUAUUUUGCUGACAUCAAUCUUGGGAUAUUGUAUUGAACGUUGGACGUGGACAUGCGUUUAAGAAAACUAUGAGAAUAUGCAAUAGUUGUACGGAGGCUUUCUUUGAUGUUGUUAGAAAUGAAAAAGAACUGAAAUGUCAGCGUAAAGGAUUUUGUCGAAAGGAUGUGAAGGAAUGGAAAAAGUGUGAAGCAUGCAGAUAUCAGCAAUGCUUGGAAAUUGGUAUGACACUUGAAAGUGUUCCUCCUGGCAAACAGCGUCAUUCGGCAAAAAAUAAAAAGCAUCAAAAACGAAGCAAAAGUCUCAAGCCGUCUAAAAAAUUGGAGACACCAUCAGUAUAUGAUAAGUCUGAAGACAACAUGGUUUAGGCACAUUCGAGUUUGUCAAGUGAAGAGGCUGAAAGUAUGAAAGCUUUGACGUCGUGAUCAAUAUAAUUGCAUACUUUAAUCAAUACUGGGCACUUGCUCUAUUCUCCAAUUCUUUCUGUUUUUCACAAUCUAUUAAAACAAAUUAAGUUCAAUAAAUAAUUUAUCAAAAUU